UCGGGUGUCGCCUGAGAACCGGAUGAGGCGGCGACCGUGAGGCCGAGCCGGGAGCGGGCGUCGCGCCGAGGCCCGGGCGGGCGGGGAGCAACGGCCGCAGACGCCGCGGGGCCGGGGGGUCGUUGAGGGCCGGGGCGGGGGGGACGGGCGUGGAGCGCGGGGCGCUCGGGCCGGCGCCAUGGGCAACCGCGGGAUGGAGGAGCUGAUCCCGCUGGUCAACAAGUUGCAGGACGCCUUCAGCUCCAUCGGCCAGAGCUGCCACCUGGACCUGCCGCAGAUCGCCGUGGUGGGCGGCCAGAGCGCCGGCAAGAGCUCGGUGCUCGAGAACUUCGUGGGCCGGGACUUCCUUCCCCGUGGCUCAGGAAUCGUCACCCGGCGGCCGCUCAUCCUGCAGCUCAUCUUCUCAAAAACAGAGUAUGCCGAGUUUUUGCACUGCAAGUCCAAAAAGUUUACAGACUUUGAUGAGGUCCGGCAGGAGAUCGAGGCGGAGACCGACAGGGUCACGGGCACCAACAAAGGCAUCUCCCCGGUGCCCAUCAACCUGCGGGUCUACUCACCGCACGUGCUGAACCUGACCCUCAUCGACCUCCCUGGGAUCACCAAGGUGCCUGUGGGGGACCAGCCGCCGGACAUCGAGUACCAGAUCAAAGACAUGAUCCUGCAGUUCAUCAGCCGGGAGAGCAGCCUCAUCCUGGCCGUCACGCCGGCCAACAUGGACCUGGCCAACUCGGACGCCCUCAAGCUGGCCAAGGAGGUGGACCCCCAGGGCCUGCGGACCAUCGGCGUCAUCACCAAGCUGGACCUGAUGGACGAGGGCACCGACGCCAGGGACGUCCUGGAGAAUAAGCUGCUGCCCUUGAGACGAGGCUACAUCGGCGUCGUGAACCGCAGCCAGAAGGACAUCGAGGGCAAGAAGGACAUCCGAGCCGCGCUGGCGGCCGAGCGCAAGUUCUUCCUGUCCCACCCGGCCUACCGGCACAUGGCCGACCGCAUGGGCACCCCGCACCUGCAGAAGACGCUGAAUCAGCAACUGACCAACCACAUCCGGGAGUCGCUGCCGGCUCUUCGCAGCAAGCUGCAGAGCCAGCUGCUGUCGCUGGAGAAGGAGGUGGAGGAGUACAAGAACUUCCGGCCCGACGACCCCACGCGCAAGACCAAGGCCCUGCUGCAGAUGGUGCAGCAGUUCGGGGUGGACUUCGAGAAGAGGAUCGAGGGCUCGGGAGACCAGGUGGACACGCUGGAGCUGUCGGGGGGCGCCCGCAUCAACCGCAUCUUCCACGAACGCUUUCCCUUCGAGCUGGUCAAGAUGGAGUUCGACGAGAAGGACCUACGCCGGGAGAUCAGCUACGCCAUCAAGAACAUCCACGGAGUCAGGACGGGGCUGUUCACCCCUGACAUGGCCUUUGAAGCCAUUGUGAAAAAACAGAUUGUAAAGCUCAAAGAGCCGAGUUUGAAGUGUGUGGACCUCGUGGUCUCAGAGCUGGCCACGGUCAUUAAAAAGUGUGCCGAGAAGCUCAGCUCCUACCCCCGGCUGCGAGAGGAGACGGAGCGCAUCGUCACCACCUACAUCCGUGAGCGCGAGGGCAGAACCAAGGACCAGAUUCUCCUCCUCAUCGACAUCGAGCAGUCCUACAUCAACACGAACCACGAGGACUUCAUUGGAUUUGCCAACUGUUACUAUACUGAGCAGCUGGUCACCGGUGCCCAGCAGAGGAGCACACAGCUGAACAAGAAGCGAGCCAUCCCCAACCAGGGGGAGAUCUUGGUCAUCCGCAGAGGCUGGCUGACCAUCAACAACAUCAGCCUGAUGAAGGGCGGCUCCAAGGAGUACUGGUUCGUGCUCACGGCGGAGUCGCUGUCCUGGUACAAGGACGAGGAGGAAAAGGAGAAGAAGUACAUGCUGCCUCUGGACAACCUCAAAAUCCGCGACGUGGAGAAGGGCUUCAUGUCCAACAAGCACGUGUUCGCCAUCUUCAACACGGAGCAGAGGAACGUCUACAAGGACCUGCGGCAGAUCGAGCUGGCCUGUGACUCCCAGGAGGACGUGGACAGCUGGAAGGCCUCGUUCCUGCGCGCCGGCGUCUACCCCGAGAAGGACCAGGCGGAGAACGAGGACGGGGCCCAGGAGAACACCUUCUCCAUGGACCCGCAGCUGGAGCGGCAGGUGGAGACCAUCCGCAACCUGGUGGACUCGUACGUGGCCAUCAUCAACAAGUCCAUCCGCGACCUCAUGCCAAAGACCAUCAUGCACCUCAUGAUCAACAGCACCAAGGCCUUCAUCCACCACGAGCUGCUGGCCUACCUGUACUCGGCGGCCGACCAGGGCAGCCUGAUGGAGGAGUCGGCCGACCAGGCGCAGCGGCGCGACGACAUGCUGCGCAUGUACCACGCGCUCAAGGAGGCCCUCAACAUCAUCGGCGACAUCAGCACCAGCACCGUGUCCACGCCCGUGCCCCCGCCCGUCGACGACACCUGGCUGCAGACUGCCAGCAGUCACAGCCCCACCCCACAGCGCCGGCCCGUGUCCAGCGUGCACCCGCCAGGCCGGCCCCCCGCCGUGAGGGGCCCCACGCCGGGGCCGCCCCUGAUUCCCGUGCCCGUGGGGGCGGCAGCCGCCUUCUCCGCGCCCCCCAUCCCGUCCCGGCCCGGCCCCCAGAGCGUCUUCGCCAACAACGACCCCUUCUCGGCCCCGCCUCAGAUCCCAUCUCGGCCAGCGCGGAUCCCCCCCGGGAUCCCCCCCGGCGUGCCCAGCAGAAGACCCCCCGCGGCGCCCAACCGGCCCACCAUUAUCCGCCCGGCCGAGCCGUCCCUGCUCGACUAGGCUGUGGGGGGCGCGUUUUCGGGGUUCAGGAGCUCCAAUGGCCUGGGCCCCCCUGCGCCCCUAAGCCAGCCCCUGCCUCCUCCUGAACUCCGCCCCCUCCCGGGCUGUUCGGGCCCCGGGGCGGUUGCACUUUGGGGACAGGGGCCGCAGGGCGCCAUUGAGAAGGGGGGCCCCCGGCCGUCCCAGCAUAUGUCCGCCUCCGGCCGGCGCCGCCCACUCCUUCCAGGGCCUCCUUAAGCGCCUGCCCCGCCUCGGCCGCCAGCGGUGCCUUUGCCGGGCCGGAACCUCAGCGCGCACCGGCCCCCUGCUCCCCCCGGGUCCCCAGGGUGCCUGAGGCUCGGGACCCUGGGGGUCAGGGAGGCUGUGGGGGGUCAGCCCCGCCGGCCUGGGGUGGCCACUGAAAGUGCCUGCAGUCUGUACCUAUGAAUAAACUUAAUAAAGGGAAGAACAUUCUGGC
Oryctolagus cuniculus (rabbit) is the source of this 3278-nucleotide messenger RNA. NCBI's taxonomy places the organism in Eukaryota, Metazoa, Chordata, Mammalia, Lagomorpha, Leporidae. The record is from RefSeq and is a predicted model, not a curated record.